AUGUCCAUGAGGCUGCUGGAGGAGGUGCCCUUGGAGGUGCUGCGGCAGCGGGAGUCCAAGUGGCUGGACAUGCUCAACAACUGGGACAAGUGGAUGGCCAAAAAACACAAGAAAAUCCGACUGCGGUGCCAGAAGGGGAUCCCGCCCUCGCUGCGGGGCCGUGCCUGGCAGUACCUCUCGGGGAGCAAGGUCAAGCUGGAGCAGAACAUGGGCAAGUUUGAUGAGCUGGAUGUCCUGCCAGGGGAGCCGAAGUGGCUGGACGUGAUCGAGCGGGAUCUCCAUCGGCAGUUCCCCUUCCACGAGAUGUUCGUCUCGCGCGGAGGCCAUGGGCAGCAGGACCUGUUCCGGGUGCUGAAGGCGUACACGCUGUACCGCCCCGAGGAGGGGUACUGCCAGGCCCAGGCCCCCAUCGCCGCCGUGCUGCUCAUGCACAUGCCAGCCGAGCAAGCCUUCUGGUGCCUGGUGCAGAUCUGUGAGAAGUACCUGCCUGGCUACUACAGUGAGAAGCUGGAGGCCAUUCAGCUGGAUGGGCAGAUCCUCUUCUCACUGCUGCACAAGGUCUCACCUGUGGCCUACAAGCACCUGAGCAAGCAGAAGAUCGACCCCAUCCUCUACAUGACAGAGUGGUUCAUGUGCGCCUUCUCCCGCACCCUGCCCUGGAGCUCCGUCCUGCGCGUCUGGGACAUGUUCUUCUGCGAAGGGGUGAAGAUCAUCUUCCGGGUGGGCCUGGUGCUGCUCAAACACACCCUGGGCUCCUCGGACAAGCUCAAGUCCUGCCAGGGCCAGUAUGAGACCAUGGAGAGGCUGAGGGCCCUCAGCCCCAAGAUCAUGCAGGAGACCUUCCUGGUGCAGGAGGUCAUCGAGCUGCCGGUGACAGAGCUGGAGUCACCCGGGGUGGCCCUGCCCUGCCCCGGCCUCACCCAGCCCGGGGGCUGCCCCUGUUUGAAGUGUAAAUGGGAGGAUGCUGAGACCUGCCUUAACUUGUGA
Chaetura pelagica (chimney swift) is the source of this 987-nucleotide messenger RNA. RefSeq names its product TBC1 domain family, member 10A (gene TBC1D10A). The coding region runs from base 1 to 987 and encodes 328 amino acids. Lineage: Eukaryota; Metazoa; Chordata; Aves; Apodiformes; Apodidae. The record is from RefSeq and is a predicted model, not a curated record. The transcript has 10 exons.